UGCCCGCAAUUGACGAACUUCGAUUUUCCCGGUAGGAGCCCUGUCCCUUAUAUCUAUCUCCUUGUUAAAUUUCAUCUAAAGUGGUUCAACGGUUUAAGCGUGAAGAGGUAACGGACAAACAGACCGAGUUAAUUUCGCAUUUAUAAUAUUAUCGACGGAAGAUAUCUGCUAAUGACAUUCCUAGAUUAAUUACAUUUUGGAUCGCGAUAAUGAGGAAACCUAAGACUAAUAAAGUAAUAAACAUGCACUUACCUACUUAAGGUGAAUGAUUUAAUUAACUAACGACAGUGUCCAGCGUAUAUAAAAGGGUUUUGUUUCAUAUUUAAUAGUUCAAACGAAAGUUCGGACGGUUGGACAAACUUGUCAGUCUUGUCUUGAUAUUGGAUAGAAAAACUGGCAUCUAAAUUCAAUGGAUAGCAAAUAAUAAAAAUACAUCGUGCAUUGUCUUUGAUCAAGCUUGUCAGUUUGAAGUUGACUGUUCGUUACGGAUUUGGAGGGAAAAAGUGCUCUCAGUUAUAAUUAUUUUAUAUUAUAUUACCUCUAAAUUAAUGCCUGGUGUCUGAUAAGUGUUCUUCUUUAAUAUAUGAUGUCUCAAACUACGCUUACCGCGUUCUACAACAGCAGAAAAAGACCUGCAGCGGAAGACAUCGCAUCAUCAAAACGCAAGAUCCCACAUAUAGAACGCGUCCUGGAAAGUGAAUUAAAAUCUAAACCAAGAAAUAUUUUACAAAAAAAAUGUGAAACUACUGUCAAAGAUGGAAUAAGCCCUUCAGAAAGUAUCACCCAGACACAGAAACAUGACUCUCUAGCUACCAAGCUUUUGUCUCCAGUUCUUGAGCUUGGACAGACAAGUGCUGGUGAAGCAUUUGCCAGUAAAGUUAAUGCUUCUAAUAUUACUAAAACCACUCAACCCUCCAAAUCAGAAUUAGUGACUUCGGCUCGUAAGGAGCUCAGUUUAGGGGAUAUCAGAAAAAAAUUGGCCAGCAGUUCCAGGUUGGCAGAAUUGAAAGCAUCUGCUGAAAGGCUAAGCAAGGGCAUCCAGCAGCUAAAGGAUGGCAGCGAAAAGCAAGGCAAACUCAAAGAAUUCAAAUCCAUUGAUGUGGAAGUACCAUCAAGUCCAAGCAAAAGAGCAAACAAGAUUCAAAAUGAGUUGAUGUCUCCAAAGAAAGAAGUGCUACCUGGUGCUGUACAACAAAGGCCUUUCAUAUCACCUCGGAAGGUGGUAGUCAGUCCCGUGAAGAGCCCAAGCAAGGUUCCAGCAUACAUCAGACAUGCUGCUCUUGCCAGCAGCUCCGCCAGCCUGCCACUCCCGCACCACUACCGGUUCCUUGCUGAGCUGUUCCGAGGUAUGGAGACUGUUGUGUCCCUCCUUUAUAACAGAAACGAAAAAAUAACUUUCGCUAAAUUAAAGCCGUCUGUACAAGACAUGCUCAAACGUAACUUUACUGAGAAACAUCUCGCUCAAAUUAAGCACUUAGUACCUGACUUCUACAACUUUGAGGUGCAAAAGAUCAAAAAUUUUACCACUUCAUCACAGAAAGAGGCUUUUGAAUUGAUCAUAUCCCCUAAUUUUCCCAAUGAUAUUAAGAUAAUGAACCCAAGUGUCCUUCUAGAAAGACGUAGAUACUUCUUUGAUACCUUGCUCCAAGUAGUGAAGAAACAUCAUGCUCAAUACUUAUUGAACCUUGAUCCCCCUAUGGUGAUCCCUGACAACAAGCUCACUCGCUGGCAUCCUGAAUUUGAAAUUGAGAAGGUACCAGAAAUUGAAAGUGCCAAGCUUCCUGAAAUGCCUAAUGCUGAAAAGUUCUCAACUGCUCAGGAUGUUCUGUCUAAAGCUAGAGAAUUAUUCAAAUGUAACACAAAGAUGGAAAGAGCUUUAGAAAAACUGGCUCAAGCUAAAGCCAGGGGUCUUACUGAUCAGGAAAAGGCUGCCACUGGCAUCAAGGACCAACCCACACAGAAUGCGAGCACUCAGGCCAGCCAGCCAUCAACUAGUGGAGUUACCAUACUGAAUCCUGCAUUAAGGAAUCUACCUGCAUCAUUGCUUGAAAAAGUUAAAGCUAAGCAAGCGGCAAAAGCUUUGGAAGCCAUGACCAGGUCAUCAGAGCAUGAGCAGAACUAUCUCAUCUACAGUCGCCUGCCGGACUUAGCUAGAACCUUGAGAAACAUAUUUGUCACAGAGAGAAAGAAUGUGUUAGCUCUUAACAUAAUACUUUCUAAAUUGGACAGCAGUUUCAAAAGCAAGGUGUCCAGUAAUGAUUUGCAAAGAGACAUAAAAGUACUCACUGAGCAGGUUCCAGAUUGGAUUAAGUUACAUGACAUCAGAAACACAACGUAUUUAAAGUUGGACAGAAAUGCUGAGCUAAAGAACAUCACCUCCAAACUGGAAGCGUUGGCAGAUAAGUAUAAAAGUGAUUAGUUAUAAAUAUUUAUUUGACAUAGGAAUAGAUCCUUGAGACUGUUAAGUAAGCGAAUGUAUUGUUAAGUAUGACAUUCUACUUUAUUUUUAAGAGAUCAUCUAUUCAACUUUUAGCAAAAUUUAUAGUAUUCAAUAGUUCAAGUUCUUAAAAACUAUAUUAAUAUACGUUUUAUAUCCUAUCCUACAUCAUAACUUGGUAUGUUAUAAUUUAAUUUGACAUUUUGGUUUCACACAAAUAGAAAUACUUACUUGACAUCGUAAACUUAGAUUUGGUACAUAACAGUAAAAUAAUUUUUGACAUAAUAAAUCAUUGGACAUAGCUUUAUCUUUAUUUUUGUUUUGUUUAUAAUGAUUUUAUCAAACGCCUACUUAUCAUGAAAUAGAAAUUGAGGUGUCACAUAAAUACACUGUCACCUAAAACUAGUAAAUAACAAAAAUAUAUAUUUGAUACUAUUUUUGACAUAGGUUAAACAUUGGACAUAUUUUCUGUAUUAUUGUGUAUUUUAUGAUGUAUGUAUUACUUUCGAUCCUGAAAGAAGUUGCAAUGUAGUUUUCAAUCGUAGCCCUAAGUUUUUUAGUGAUUACUCUUACUUUUUUCUUACUGUGUGGUAUGUUGUUUUACAAUUAAUAAAAACAUAAUGAUCUUA
This is a messenger RNA of Cydia pomonella (codling moth), 3066 nucleotides long. It is a transcript of the gene dup, whose product is annotated as DNA replication factor Cdt1. The record is from RefSeq and is a predicted model, not a curated record. Gene Ontology annotation, cellular component: nucleus. Gene Ontology annotation, molecular function: DNA binding; DNA polymerase binding. Bases 584 to 2419 code for a protein of 611 amino acids. NCBI's taxonomy places the organism in Eukaryota, Metazoa, Arthropoda, Insecta, Lepidoptera, Tortricidae. Gene Ontology annotation, biological process: DNA replication preinitiation complex assembly; mitotic cell cycle; DNA replication checkpoint signaling. The transcript is spliced from 3 exons.